CACCCACCAACGACACAAGCACGACAGCCACCUACUAUGUCUUCCCUUCUAGAUGCUGCCCUGCAUUCGGAUGCCGCAGCGACACCAGCGAGCACCGCUGGCGGUCCUACACCACGGUACUCUGGCAUACGCUCUUCUUCUGCAAGACCUCGUGGGCCUCCCUCAGAAAGCAACGGCGCAAACAGCGAUGUCGAGGCUUUUCCAGAUGACGAGGUUGUAGGCGCAAGGGGAGGCGCUAGACGACCCAAUGCGCCCCGGACAGACAUCCCCAAGGUGGUAGAUGUCACCGGAGAGACUCUGUCGCUCCGUUUCCAGGAGUUCUUGGAGAACUACACAGAAGAACCCUCAUCUUCGGUGCUACCGGUGUCUAGCGUUGCGACGACUGACAAAUACUAUGUUGCGCAAAUACGAGGCAUGAAGCUCUACCAGCUUUCUACCCUUUACGUCGAUUACACACACCUUAUGAAACAUGAGGAUGGCAUCUUGGCACAAGCCAUUGCCAGCGAAUACUACCGCUUCCUGCCAUACAUGAUCCGCGCCCUUCACAGCUUGCUCGCCAAGUAUGAGCCACAAUACUUCCGCCAGCACCGACAGCCAGAGUCGACAUCCUCGGUCACCGAGGCCUCACUUGCCGAGAAUGCGACAAGUCAGAACGACAGCUUGAAGGAGAAGACUGCGAAUCAGCAGACAGACAAGCUGUUCACUCUGGCUUUCUACAACCUGCCUCUCGUUUCGCGCAUCCGUCAGCUACGGACCGCCUCCAUUGGCAGCCUGCUUUCCAUCUCAGGUACUGCUACUCGUACAUCUGAAGUACGGCCAGAGCUGUCUAUGGCAACCUUCGUCUGCGAGAUCUGCAACACAGUCGUGCCGAACAUCGAACAGACGUUCAAAUACACCGAACCGACACAAUGUCCGAAUGUUACAUGCAUGAACCGAGAGGGAUGGCGAUUGGACAUCAGACAAUCGACGUUUGUGGAUUGGCAGAAGGUGCGAAUCCAGGAGAACAGCUCAGAAAUCCCUACGGGUAGCAUGCCUCGAACAAUGGACGUGAUUUUGCGCGGAGAGAUGGUCGAUCGCGCAAAGGCUGGUGAGAAGUGCAUCUUCACUGGUACCGCUAUUGUUAUACCAGAUGUUAGUCAGUUCCGCGUACCAGGUGUGCGACCACAGGCUAUGAGGGACACGUCGAAUACAUCACGAGGCAACGAUGUUGGUGGAUCUGGUGUCAGCGGCCUCAAAGCGCUUGGUGUCCGCGAUUUGACCUACCGAAUGUCCUUCCUCGCUUGCAUGAUUUCGCCCGACCACACAACACCUGGGCAGUCAUCGAACCACCACCUCAAUGGCCAAGCCGGCAACAUUCUUGCAUCUCUACACCAAGGUCAGAUCGAGUCGAACGCGACUUCUGGGGAGGAAGCACAGGAAGAGUACCUUGCUACUCUUACAGCGGCAGAAAUCCAGGAUUUGAAAGACAUGGUGCACAAGCCCAACAUCUUCAUGCGCCUGGUUGACUCGAUCGCUCCUAUGGUCUACGGCCACCAGGUCAUCAAGAAGGGUAUCCUCCUUCAGCUGAUGAGCGGUGUAUCCAAGGAAACGCCUGAGGGCAUGGCUCUGCGUGGAGACAUCAACAUUUGUAUCGUUGGCGAUCCCUCAACAUCGAAGUCACAGUUCUUGAAGUACAUCUGCAGCUUCUUGCCUCGCGCCGUCUACACAUCUGGCAAAGCUUCAUCAGCUGCAGGUCUGACAGCUGCGGUAGUCAAGGAUGAGGAGACUGGCGAGUUCACAAUUGAAGCCGGAGCUCUCAUGCUUGCAGACAAUGGCAUUUGCGCCAUUGACGAGUUCGACAAGAUGGAUAUUGCCGAUCAAGUCGCCAUCCACGAAGCUAUGGAACAGCAAACCAUCUCCAUCGCCAAAGCCGGUAUUCAAGCCACCCUGAACGCCCGCACCUCAAUUCUCGCGGCUGCCAACCCCGUCGGCGGACGCUACAACCGCAAGACCACACUCCGUGCCAACGUUAACAUGUCGGCGCCCAUCAUGUCCCGUUUCGAUCUCUUCUUCGUCGUCCUCGACGAGUGCGACGAAGCCGUCGACCGCCACCUCGCCGAACACAUCGUCGGUAUUCACAAAGAUCGCGAUGAAUUCGUCCAACCCGAAUUCUCAACAGAGCAGUUGCAGCGAUACAUCCGCUUCGCAAAGACCUUCCGCCCCGAAUUUACAGACGAAGCGCGCGAGACGCUGGUCGAGAAGUACAAGGAGCUUCGUGCCGACGAUGCUCAGGGCGGCAUCGGACGCAACAGCUACCGCAUCACAGUCCGUCAACUCGAGUCCAUGAUCCGACUGUCUGAGGCUAUUGCAAAGGCAAAUUGCGUCAGCGACAUCACCCCCGAAUUCGUCAAAGAAGCGUACAACCUCCUCCGCCAAUCCAUCAUCUCCGUCGAAAAAGACGACGUAGAAAUGGAAGACGAAGACGACGAAGCCGUUCUGGCCGCCGCCGCGGUCGCCGAAGGCGAAGACGGGGACGCAUCAAUGGACGAGCGCGCGCGCACAGAAACUCCCGCGCCGGCACCGCGCGAGAAGACAAAGAUCACGCACGACAAGUACGUCGCGAUGCGGAACAUGUUUGUCAAAAGGGUCAACGAGGAUCAGGAGGAGACGCAGGAUGGUGUUGAGGAGGAGGAGUUACUGGUUUGGUACCUGGAGCAAAGGGAGAAUGAGAUAGAGACGCAGGAGGAUCUUGAGGCGGAGAGGGUGUUGGCUAAGAAGGUGUUGAAGAAGAUUGUCAAGGAACAAUACCUCAUGUUGAUCCGGGGUGAGGGUCUUGCAGAUGAGCAGGGCCAGUCUGAGGCAGGCGGCAAGGUUGUGUAUGUGCUACACCCCAACUGCCCGGUUGAGGACAUCGUUUGAGUACGUCGGGCCGGUGUAUACAUGAGUGGACGAUACAGAUGAUAAGCAUGAAGUAUACUGGGCGUUUGAUUAUGGUCUGGAGCUGGCGUUCAGAUCUGCGAAGGUAGAUUUUGUCACAAUGUU
Macroventuria anomochaeta is the source of this 3021-nucleotide messenger RNA. Its product is annotated as MCM-domain-containing protein. Gene Ontology annotation, biological process: double-strand break repair via break-induced replication; DNA replication initiation; mitotic DNA replication. Gene Ontology annotation, molecular function: ATP binding; single-stranded 3'-5' DNA helicase activity; single-stranded DNA binding. Bases 37 to 2898 code for a protein of 953 amino acids. The record is from RefSeq and is a predicted model, not a curated record. NCBI's taxonomy places the organism in Eukaryota, Fungi, Ascomycota, Dothideomycetes, Pleosporales, Didymellaceae. The transcript has 3 exons. Gene Ontology annotation, cellular component: MCM complex; nucleus.